AUGAAUAAAUAAAUACAAUGCUUAACUUAUCAUCAAAAAAAGAACGAAUUUCUAUUUAAAUUAGGAAAUGUUAAUGGGAAUAAAAAAUUUAUAAAUAAAAUCAAUCAUAUUUAAUUGAAAUAUUUUUAAAAUGAGAGUAAUUUUAAUUAAAUGUUCCUUCCCAUUACAAAACCACAUUAAAUAGUUGACAUCAAAAUCUUAGUUAGAUCAUAUGUUAGUUUUCUGAAGCAAAUUGAUGAGAAAUGGAAUAUUCAUACUAAUUGA
Molecule: messenger RNA, 264 nt
Organism: Tetrahymena thermophila SB210
Lineage: Eukaryota; Ciliophora; Oligohymenophorea; Hymenostomatida; Tetrahymenidae
Exons: 2
Source: RefSeq, a predicted model, not a curated record